Cololabis saira (Pacific saury) is the source of this 6896-nucleotide messenger RNA. RefSeq names its product BTAF1 RNA polymerase II, B-TFIID transcription factor-associated (gene btaf1). The coding region runs from base 327 to 5921 and encodes 1864 amino acids. NCBI's taxonomy places the organism in Eukaryota, Metazoa, Chordata, Actinopteri, Beloniformes, Belonidae. The record is from RefSeq and is a predicted model, not a curated record. Gene Ontology annotation, molecular function: ATP binding; ATP hydrolysis activity; TBP-class protein binding. The transcript is spliced from 37 exons.
CUCGUAUAAAAACAGUCUUCUGGGUCGCCCUCAGCGCGCAACAAAAUACCCGUUUAAUCCUUUUGAGGUUGAAAUAUUUAUCCGCCACAAGUUCAGAGGGGUGAACCGGUGCUUACUUUACUUUAAUCUGGCCGUGAUUGGCCCGGAGGAGCGCGUUAGGAGCCACUUUGAGGGCUUUUGUCGGGGUUAGGGCAGACGGCGUGUCAGGCCUGGAACUGUAGCUGCAGAUCCGACCUGUUCAUGUUUAAAACAGCUGAAAGAGACGGAUCUGAACCGCUGACACAGUCUUGAAUGAAUGACCGGGGAGUUUAUUUAGUAGUGAAGCCAUGGCUGUAUCGAGACUUGAUCGUUUGUUUAUCCUCCUGGACACCGGGACGACACCAGUCACCAGAAAAGCAGCCGCCCAGCAGCUCGGAGAAGUCGUCAAACUUCACCCACACGAGCUCAACAACCUAUUAAUCAAGGUUUUGACGUAUCUACGGAGCCCCAACUGGGACACUCGGAUUGCAGCGGGCCAAGCCGUGGAAGCCAUCGUGAAGAAUAUUCCUGAGUGGAAACCAGCACCCAAGGUCGAACAAGAGUCUUGCGAGGAUCUGUCUCCAGAGGACUCGUCUUGUGACCGGCUGACCUUUUACCACUUUGACAUCUCCCGUCUGCUCAAACACGGGGCGUCUUUGCUGGGAUCUGCUGGGGCCGAGUUUGAGCUCCAGGAUGACAAAACAGCUGAAAUGGACCCGAAGGAACGUCUCGCGCGCCAGAGGAAACUCCUCCAGAAGAAACUGGGCCUGGACAUGGGAGCUGCUAUUGGAAUGGACACGGAGGAACUGUUCAACGACGAGGAUUUAGAUUAUUCCUGUCAACCAAAUAAUCUGAAAGGCCCAGGAAUCAAAGCCACAGCCGGCUGCAGCUCCCGCAACCACGUGACCAUUCAAGCUGCUGAGCUGAUCGACUCCGAGUUCCGGCCCGGCAUGAGCAGUCGUCAGAAGAAUAAAGCCAAGAGGAUGGCUAAGUUAGUGGCUAAACAAAGAUCUCGGGACAUGGAUCCCAAUGAAAAGAGUAAUGACAGUUUUGAAGGUGAACCCGAGGAGAAGCGAAGGAAAACAACCAACGUAGUUAUCGACCAGCCAGCUACGCAGAAUAAAGUCUUAAUUGAUAACGUUCCUGAUAACUCCAGUCUGGACGAGAUCCAAGAAUGGCCGUUAGAGAGUUUCUGUGAAGAACUCUGCAACGACCUCUUCAAUCCUUCAUGGGAGGUUCGUCACGGUGCCGGCACCGGUCUGAGAGAAAUCAUCAAGUCUCACGGAGCCGACGGCGGGAAGCUGGUGGGAAGCACGGGGAAACAGAUGUCGCGACAGCAUCAGGAAUGGAUAGAAGAUCUGGUCAUCCGUCUCCUGUGUGUCUUUGCUUUGGAUCGUUUUGGUGAUUUUGUAUCUGACGAGGUGGUGGCUCCGGUCAGGGAAACGUGUGCCCAGACGCUCGGCGUGGCGCUGCGCCACAUGAACGAGACGGGUGUUUCUAUGACGGUGGACGUUUUACUGAAGCUGCUGAAGGAGGAUCAGUGGGAGGUCCGACAUGGAGGUUUACUGGGGAUCAAGUACGCCCUGGCCGUCCGGCAGGACCUGAUCACCGUCCUGCUGCCCCGGGUUCUCCCUGCCGUCACCGAGGGCCUGCAGGACCUGGACGACGACGUCCGGGCCGUGGCAGCUUCAUCUCUGAUCCCCGUGGUGGACGGACUGGUGAAGCUUCUGACCAGCAAGGUUCGGGGACAGACUAGUUCUCCUCAGUGUGAUGUCCCCUUCAUCGUUAACACACUCUGGGACGCUUUGUUGGACCUGGACGACCUGACCGCCUCCACCAACAGCAUCAUGACGCUGUUGUCCUCGUUGCUGACGUAUCCACAGGUCCGGCAGUGCAGUAUGCAGCAGUCCCUGACUGUCCUCGUUCCUCGGGUUUGGCCGUUCUUGAGACACACGAUAUCGUCGGUAAGAAGAGCAGCGCUGGAAACCCUUUACACCCUGCUGUCCAAAGCUGACCAGAGUUGUGCCAUGUGGAUUAAUCCCAUUUUACAAGACAUGCUGCGCCACAUCUUUCAGUCCUGUAUUCUGGAGAGCAACGAGGAUAUUCUUGAACUGAUACAUAAGGUGUGGAUGGAGCUGCUGUCUCAGGCCCCCCACCAGUACGUGGUUGCAGCCAGCUGUCCCUGGAUGGGAGCCUGGCUGUGUCUCAUGAUGCAGGCGUCCCACAUCCCCAUAGACCUGAACAUGCUGCUGGAGGUCAAGGCCCGCUGCAAGGAUAAGGCCGGUACAAAAGCGCGUCUAGGCAACAAUCAGGUGAAGGAAACGAUGCAGGAAUACAUAGCGGGUGCUGAGACUGUGACGGACGACCCGGUGACGAGGGAUUACGUCGUGAUCCGAGCUCGACUCAUGUCUGCCAAGCUGCUGGGGGCGUUGUGUCGCUGCAUCUGCGACCCGCAGCUCAACGCUGCGUCUCAGGAGAUCCGGCCGGCCGAGUCUCUGGGCCAGCUGCUGCUCUUCCACCUCAACUCCAAGUCGGCGCUGCAGCGCAUCGCCGUGUCCCUGGUGCUGUGUGAGUGGGCGGCUCAGCAGAAGGAUUGUCCGGUGGUGUCGUCCAUGGUGCAGCCUCGUCUCCUGGCCAUCCUGACAGAACACUUGUACUACGAUGAGAUCGCCAUCCCCUUCACGCGCAUGCAGAACGAGUGCAAACAGCUGAUUGCUCUGCUGGCCGAGGCUCAGAUAGACGUGGAAGAUCGAGUCAACUGCUCUGUUUUCACCAUCGACCAGGCCAACGAGUUGGUAACCACCAUCUUCAGCGAGUCGACGGCGAGUCUGAACACGAAGUGUAAGACGUGGCAGGGCCUGGACGGGAAGCGUCAGCAGGCCCAGUCCACGGUGACUGAGACCAACGGGGAGUGGCAGCAGCUGCACCUGCGGGUGCACAUGUUCACGGCGUGCGCCGUGAUCAACCUGCAGGUGCUGCCGGACAAGCUGAACCCGCUGGUGCGGCCGCUGAUGGAGGCCGUGAAGAGGGAGGAGAACACGCUGAUCCAGAGCUACGCCGCCUCCUUCAUCGCCAAGCUGCUGCGUCAGUGCUCCGGCCGCUCGCCGUGUCCUAACCCUAAAAUCAUCAAGAACCUCUGCAGCUCGGCCUGCGUGGACUCGGCCGUCACGCCCUCGUCCGCCUGCCCCGUUCCCCCGACACACGACGACGUCAAAGGUUGUGGGAUGGAGAGAGACGGGAUGCACCACAUGGUCAACAAAACCCGAGGAAUCAUCACCCUGUACCGGCACCAGAGAGCUGCGUUUGCCAUCACCAGUAAACGAGGACCCGCCCCUAAAGCCCCCAAGACCCCGACGACAGAGCUGCCGCCCGGCAGCACCAUCGGCCCCGACAACGACGAGAGCAAGAAGCCGUUCCUCAUCCAGCGCCGCGGGGCCGAGUUCUCCCUGACGACGAUCGCCCGGCACUUCGGGGCAAACCUGACCAAGAGUCUUCCGUAUCUGUGGGAGAACACGGUGGGACCGCUGAGGACGGCCGUGUCGGACGAUCACUGCAUCGACCGGGAGGCCCAGCUGGAGAGAGGAGACGCUGCAGCGCAGGAACUAGUCAGUUCUCUGCAGGUAUUGGAGGUGAUGGCUGGAGCCAUGGCUGCUGAACUCAGACACUCGCUCCUGGAGCACCUACCUCACCUGUUCACCUGCCUGCAGCACCCGUACACGGCGGUACGACACAUGGCAGCUCGCUGCGUCGGGGCUUUGAGUAAGAUCGCCACGCUGGAGACCAUGAACAGUUUCCUGGAGAGAGUUCUGCCCUGGUUAGCUGCGAUUGAUGACUGCACCAAACAGGAAGGAGCCAUCGAAGCCUUAGCCUGCGUGAUGGAGCAGCUGGACGUGGACAUCGUCCCCUACAUCGUGCUGCUGGUCGUCCCGGUGCUGGGACGGAUGAGCGACCCCAGCGACAGCAUCCGCUUCAUGGCCACGCAGUGUUUCGCUACGCUGAUCCGUCUGCUCCCCCUGGAGGCCGGGAUUCCAGACCCUCCCGCCAUGUCUGCCGACCUGAUUCGACAAAAAGCCAGAGAGCGUAAUUUCCUGGAACAGCUGUUGGACGGUAGAAAGUUGGAGAACUACAAGAUUCCCGUGCCGAUUAAGGCGGAGCUGCGGAAAUAUCAGCAGGACGGAGUGAACUGGCUGUCGUUCCUGAACAAAUACAAGCUGCACGGGAUCCUGUGUGACGACAUGGGCCUGGGGAAGACGCUGCAGUCCAUCUGUAUUCUGGCAGGAGAUACCUACCUCAGGGCACAGGAAUACUCCAAGACGAAGGCGAGUGACUGCAGCCCCAUGCCGUCUCUGGUGGUUUGUCCUCCCACCCUGACGGGUCACUGGGUGGAUGAAGUGGGAAAAUUCUGUUCCAAAGAAUUCCUCAACCCGCUGCAUUACACCGGGCCGCCCACGGAACGGAUGAGGUUGCAACACCAAGUUAAAAAGCACAAUCUCGUAGUCGCCUCUUAUGACGUCGUACGGAACGACAUAGACUUCUUUAGAAAUAUCAAAUUUAACUACUGUAUCCUGGACGAGGGUCACGUCAUCAAGAAUGGGAAAACCAAACUUUCCAAAGCCAUGAAACAGUUAGCUGCAAACUUCAGAGUCAUCCUAUCAGGAACACCGAUCCAGAACAACGUCCUGGAGCUCUGGUCGUUGUUUGACUUCCUCAUGCCGGGCUUUCUGGGAACGGAGCGACAGUUUGCUGCUCGGUAUGGAAAACCCAUCCUGGCCAGCAGAGACGCCAAGAGCUCGUCGAGGGAACAGGAGGCCGGAGUCCUGGCGAUGGAAGCGUUGCACCGGCAGGUGCUGCCGUUCCUCCUGAGGAGGAUGAAGGAGGACGUCCUGCAGGACCUGCCACCCAAAAUAAUUCAGGAUUAUUACUGCAACCUGAGCCCUCUGCAGGUUCAGCUGUACGAAGACUUUGCCAAGUCCCGAGCCAAGGCCAGCGUGGACGACAGCAUCUCCAUGGCGUCUGGAGACGAGGAGGAGAAACCCAAACUUAAAGCCACAGGCCACGUCUUCCAGGCGCUGCAGUAUCUGCGUAAACUCUGCAACCAUCCCAGCCUGGUGUUGACGUCGCAGCAUCCGGAGUACAAACACAUCACGGAGCAGCUGGCGGGACAGAACACCAGUCUGAGAGACAUCCAGCACGCACCCAAGCUCUCCGCCCUCAAACAGCUGCUGCUGGACUGUGGUCUGGGAGGGGGUGGAGGAUCUGAGGGCGGUACUGAGUCCGUGGUUGCCCAGCACCGGGUCCUGAUCUUCUGUCAGCUGAAGAGCAUGCUGGACAUCGUAGAACACGACCUGCUGAAGCCCAAACUCCCCACGGUGACGUACCUGCGUCUGGACGGCAGCGUGCCGGCCGGCCAGCGCCACGCCAUCGUGUCCAGGUUCAACAACGACCCGUCCAUCGACGUGCUGCUCCUCACCACCCACGUGGGCGGGCUGGGUUUAAAUCUGACCGGAGCCGACACCGUGGUGUUUGUGGAACACGACUGGAACCCCAUGAGGGACCUGCAGGCCAUGGACCGAGCUCACCGGAUAGGACAGAAACGAGUGGUGAACGUGUACCGGCUGAUCACCAGAGGAACUCUGGAGGAGAAGAUCAUGGGACUGCAGAAGUUUAAGAUGAGCAUCGCUAACACCGUCAUCAACCAGGAGAACACCAGUCUGCAGAGCAUGGGGACGGACCAGCUGCUCAACCUGUUCACGCUGGACCAGGGCGGUAAAGGCGAGCGGGGCGAGCCGUCGUCGGGGAAAGGCUCCAUGAAGUCGGUGCUGGACGGGCUGGGGGAGCUGUGGGACCAGCAGCAGUACGAGUCCGAGUACGACCUGGACACGUUCAUGCACUCGCUGCAGUAACACGACCCCCGACCCCCAACACCCCCCCGACCGAGCAGGACCUGGUCACCGUAUUUAAUACAUGUAAGGAGUAGGUUACAGGUACAACAGCAAACACAGCCCAGUCACAACUAUGGAUUUUAUUGCUCUAAACUGGACAUUUUUCUUUCUUUUCUUAACAUAAUUCAGUGAGUAAAACCUCCAUUAACACACCCCUUUUUACAAACCUGAGUGGGAAACGUCUCCUCCUUGGUUUAUUUGGCCUGUAGAGACUCGUCCUCCGUCUGAAGCACACGUGUCAGAAUCACGGCCGUUAUUUCUGGCGAAGCCGCCGCAGCAGCCGGGGCUGCUUUCAAAGCCGCUGCUGCUUCACUUUUGCACAUGGCGUCGCCAGAAUUAAACAGUGUUGACGGCCUCACGACCGGCCCGCCGACACCCCGACACAAAGUCUUAAAGCACGACCGCUCCCCAGCUCACUCACGGGUACGACGAGACAAAAGGGAAACCGGGAAGAAACAGGACGUGGUCGCCGUUCUGGAGUUUUACAGAAACCCUGAACCCCAGAGACGUUUCUGUGACGAAACAAAGAAAUAAAGAUGGAUCUUUGGGAGAAUCUGUUCACACAAACACGGCUGGAGGAGAAUCUGUUCACACAAACACGGCUGGAGGAGAAUCUGUUCACACAAACACGGCUGGAGGAGAAUCUGUUCACACAAACACGGCUGGAGGAGAAUCUGUUCACACAAACAUGGCCGGAGGAGAAUCUGUUCACACAAACAUGGCCGGAGGAGAAACUCCGCUCACGUGAGGAGAAAGGACCCAGGAAACGACGACACUGGAAGCAGCAGAGACUGAACUCGGAUCCAGCUGAGACUGGAACCCGCAGCAUCACAAGUAUUUUAAAAUGAAUUAUAGACUUGUACAUAUUUCUAUAAUUGCUGCUUUUCUUUUUUGUUUAUGACUGUGGAAUUGUAAUAAAUUCUACGAACCUUUGAA